UGAGAAAGACCUAAAAAGAGUUGUGAUAGGGUAGGGAAGUAGUGCUUCUCGGUUAUGUCAUGUGAAGCCCGACCUCUAGACAGAAGAGACGACUCUGCCCUUCUCCCCCUCUCCUCGAUUCUCUGUUUCUAGCUUUUACCCUUUGCUUUCAGAAGAGGAAACUCCUUCCUCCUUCAACCUUCCGAAGAACUCCCGCAUUCCUGCAUCGAAACCCAUCUUCAAUCAUGGGCAGCGAAUACGACUAUCUCUUCAAGCUUCUGCUAAUCGGGGACUCCUCAGUUGGGAAAUCCUGCCUGCUCCUUCGAUUCGCUGAUGAUUCCUAUGUGGAUAGCUACAUCAGUACUAUUGGGGUCGAUUUCAAAAUCAGAACUGUGGAGCAGGAUGGAAAGACAAUCAAGCUGCAGAUUUGGGAUACUGCUGGUCAGGAGCGCUUCCGAACAAUAACAAGCAGUUACUACCGAGGGGCACAUGGGAUAAUCAUUGUUUAUGAUGUCACUGAGAUGGAGAGCUUCAACAAUGUCAAGCAGUGGUUGAGCGAGAUUGACAGAUAUGCAAAUGACAGUGUCUGCAAGCUUUUGGUUGGGAACAAAUGCGAUCUAGUUGAGAACAAAGUUGUAGAUACGCAAACAGGACAGGCGCUCGCAGAUGAGCUAGGCAUCCCUUUUCUCGAGACCAGUGCUAAAGAUUCAAUAAAUGUGGAGCAAGCUUUCUUGACAAUGGCUGCAGAAAUUAAGAAAAAAAUGGGUAACCAGCCGACUGCUAGCAAGGCAACCGGAACGGUUCAGAUGAAAGGACAGCCAAUCCAGGAAAAGAGCAACUGCUGUGGUUGAGCGAGUCGUGCUAUUUUUGCUGUUCCAGCGGAGGACUGUUGGACGAUGGAACAUGUGUUUUUACAUUGUUUAUAUCGCGCUUAGAACAAACUGUUGAUCUGUUAUGUUCCUACCUGUCUAACUUAAUGAAGCUCGAAACUGUAGAUUCAGUUCAAGGAUCUUGUUAUUAUUAGUGGCAGAACUGACUUGGUGCAAUCAAUAAUGUAUUGCCCUGACUUGCAAAUCACUUGCAAUCCGAGUUCACCAAUGAUUUGGUGGCCCUGACUCGAUUGAUCCCCUAAUCCGAUUAACCCUAUAGCUGGUUAACAG
Molecule: messenger RNA, 1139 nt
Organism: Linum tenue
Lineage: Eukaryota; Viridiplantae; Streptophyta; Magnoliopsida; Malpighiales; Linaceae
Source: the annotation of a GenBank genome assembly